Messenger RNA from Pediculus humanus corporis (human body louse), 2331 nucleotides. Its product is annotated as ADAM 10 precursor, putative. Gene Ontology annotation, molecular function: metalloendopeptidase activity. Bases 1 to 2331 code for a protein of 776 amino acids. The record is from RefSeq and is a predicted model, not a curated record. The transcript is spliced from 10 exons. Lineage: Eukaryota; Metazoa; Arthropoda; Insecta; Psocodea; Pediculidae. Gene Ontology annotation, cellular component: plasma membrane. Gene Ontology annotation, biological process: membrane protein ectodomain proteolysis; Notch signaling pathway.
AUGUCAGUUUUUUUAUUGCCAACUUUGGAAUUAAAAGUUUUGUUUGUUUUUCUAUAUAAUACAAAUCGAUUGAAUGAAUAUAUUUUACAUUAUGAACCGCUUAAUUAUGACUCGGGAGAGAUUCACAGAAAUCAUCAGAGAGCCAAAAGAAGUGUUGUAAAAGAUCAUUAUGUUCAUUUAUCGUUUCGUUCUCACGGUAGAAAUUUUAACCUGAGACUGAAAAGAGAUUUGGAUGUUUUUAGUGAUAAUUUGGUUGUUGAUGGACUUCCAUAUGUUGACACUUCUCAUAUUUAUAAAGGAAAUCUUUUAGGUGAGCCUGGAAGUCAUGUUUUUGGGUCAAUAAUUAAUGGUGUUUUCGAAGGAAGCAUUCAUUCUCCUGUCGACUCUUUUUACGUAGAAAAAGCUCAUAAAUAUUUUCCCAAAGAAAGUAAUCAAAGUUUUCAUUCUAUAAUUUAUAAUGGAAAAGAUGUUGAUGAUAAAGAGGAAAAUGAAAGAAUGACAAAUAUGGCACUGCCCACGAAGCAAAAAUUAAAAAAUAUUCCAUCUAAUUAUGGGAAUCAUUUUUUAGAAGAGCCUUUUCAGAAGUACAGUAGAGAAUUGAACGAUAAAAAAUUUCGACAUGGCGGAGAGCGACGAAGCAAAAGAGCUACAAGACCCAAAGAAGAAAAUAAAAAUACUUGUUCUUUGUUUAUUCAGACUGAUCCUCUAAUUUGGAGGCAUAUCGGCGAACAAGUCAAUUCAGAUCCGGAAAAAACUAGAGAAGAAAUUUUAUCAUUAAUUGCACAUCAUGUGACAGCUGUAAACUACAUUUAUAGAGAUACCAAGUUUGAUGGACGUGUUGAACAUAGGAACAUAAAAUUUGAAGUUCAAAGAAUUAAGAUUGAUGAUUAUUCUCCAUGUAUGCCUAAUUUCAACGGAGAGGUCAACCCCUUUUGCAUGGAAAAUAUUGACGUAAGCAAUUUUUUGAAUCUUCAUUCUCUUGGAAAUCACGAAGAUUUUUGUUUGGCUUACGUAUUUACGUACAGAGAUUUCACUGGAGGUACCUUGGGAUUGGCAUGGGUAGCUUCUGCCUCAGGUGCUUCUGGAGGAAUUUGUGAGAAAUACAAAACCUACACGGAGACGGUAGGAGGAACGUAUCAAUCUACCAAAAGAAGUUUGAACACUGGAAUUAUAACUUUUGUGAAUUAUAAUUCCCGCGUGCCUCCCAAAGUUUCACAGUUGACUCUUGCUCAUGAAAUUGGGCAUAAUUUCGGUUCGCCGCAUGACUUUCCUCCCGAAUGUCGACCCGGAGGACAAAACGGAAAUUACAUCAUGUUUGCUUCUGCUACCAGUGGCGAUCGACCCAACAAUUCGAAAUUUUCAGGAUGUUCCGUUGGUAAUAUCUCAAACGUAUUAGACGCCAUAGAAGAUAAUAAAAAAAGAAAUUGUUUUACCGCUUCUGCGGGUGCUUUUUGCGGCAAUAAAAUAGUCGAAGUGGGAGAAGAAUGCGAUUGCGGGUAUGAUGACGAAGAGUGUAUAGAUAAAUGUUGUUAUCCUCGUUUAGUAAGCGAAAAAGAUCGAUUGGGUAAUGAAUCUGCUAGAGGAUGCACCAGAAGACCUGGAAGUGUUUGCAGUCCUAGUGAAGGACCGUGUUGUUCAAGUGAUACCUGCAAAUUUGUGCCAUUGCAUUAUCAGCAGCAGUGCAAAUCGGAAUCAGAUUGCAGUUGGCCGUCUUUUUGCAGCGGUAAAUCAGCCGAAUGUCCUAGUCCAGCUCCAAAAGCCAAUAAAACUAGGUGUAAUGAGGGAACUCAAUUGUGCAUUAACGGAGAAUGUACAGGAUCUAUAUGUUUAGAAUGGAAUUUGACGGAAUGUUUUUUGACGAGUCAUAUCAUUCCAAACAUUGAUAAAAGACGUUUAUGCGAAUUAGCUUGUCAAAAUGGAACGGAUCCUAGUACGUGUAGGAGUACAAGCGAAUUCGCGCAUCUUGUAGGUUUGCCCCAAGGAGGAAUAAGUUUAAGGCCAGGAUCGCCUUGUGAUAACUUUCAGGGUUAUUGCGAUGUGUUCUUUAAAUGUCGUGCCGUGGAUGCCGAGGGUCCUCUUGUACGACUUAAAAACUUAUUAUUCAAUAAAGAAACGCUUCUAACCGUUGCUCAAUGGGUAACAGAGUAUUGGUGGGCGGUUCUUCUUUUAGCUUUAGCCUUUGUUGUGUUCAUGGGAUUAUUCAUCAAGUGCUGUGCCGUUCAUACACCUUCUUCUAAUCCUAAAAAACCUCCAGCAAGGCGUUUGAGUGAAACUCUGCGUCGCCCUAUAACAACGUUAAGAAGAAUGGUGAGAAUAAUUUUUUUACAUUGA